Messenger RNA from Alternaria rosae, 1671 nucleotides. RefSeq lists its product as uncharacterized. The transcript is spliced from 4 exons. Lineage: Eukaryota; Fungi; Ascomycota; Dothideomycetes; Pleosporales; Pleosporaceae. The record is from RefSeq and is a predicted model, not a curated record. Gene Ontology annotation, cellular component: nucleus. Gene Ontology annotation, biological process: positive regulation of transcription by RNA polymerase II. The coding region runs from base 1 to 1671 and encodes 556 amino acids. Gene Ontology annotation, molecular function: DNA-binding transcription factor activity; transcription cis-regulatory region binding.
AUGUCGGCGCCUUGGUCAGAACCCGCCCCGCGAAGGAAGGCCAAUUACAAAGUCCGCUUUCGGCAUGGUGUGUAUCCUGAUCUGGAAAGCCAGGCUACUAGGGCGGACAUCAAGAAGUACGACUACUUCUUUGGUGCGGCGCAGAGAUGGGUUGGUACACCGGGAACAUUGGACUUUGUCGAUGAGUCGUCUCUCGUAGCUGAAGAGUUCGAGGGCCCCGGAAGUGCUGAUCGAAGGAAGACACCGAAACAUCUGGUUCGCUCCAGAACGGCUGAAAAGAUACCCCAGUCGGUAUCGAGGAAAAGCCCGCAAGCAAGAGAGCGACAUAUGCGCACGACGAGUCGAAGCUGGAAUGAUCGAGUGCUCAUACCCGCAGCACCACAGACCACGCCCGACCUAUGGCAGCUUCCGUCGCAUGUCCGGCGACACACAAGCCCAGCACCAGGCUCUGUCUCAAGUCUUUCCAGCCUUGAUGAGCCCCUACCUGGAGCCUGGCGCUCUGAUAUCCCCUCACCACACCCAUUCAUUCCAACCAACCAAGCUUUACUGGUAGCAUGGCCGAUACCUGACCCUAUCGAAGCGUAUCUCUUUCGAUUCUGGGUAGAGAAAGCAUCGGACGCGCUAGACAUAACAAGUCCCUCUAGUAUCUUCAAGAACAUCGUCCCAAAGCUCGCAUUGACAAGUCCGAUGCUCAUGAACGCCAUCUUGAUGAUUUCCGGACAGUGCAUACUGCGCUUCGAUCGGUAUUUCCCCACCAGACCGUACGACUACCAUGAAAGGCUAUUGCAGAGUCUUAUACCGUAUAUUGCCGAGAAGGGACAAAUCGAGGACGAGGCGACGCUGGUGGCCGCCAUGCUGCUGCGAAACUUUGAGGACUUCCAUGCGGGUACACAGGGGCAAUCGCAUCUCUCGACGUUUGAACUCUUCUAUGGUCCCGAAGGCUGGGUUUUCGACAUGUCUAGUCCGGUUGUGCAAGCCGCUCUGGUACUCCACGUACAUACUGAAGUCAGCCAGGCAUUGCUCAACCAACCCAGUCUGCGCAUUGACUAUGAAAACUUUAUCUUGCCAGCUUUAGUGUCGCCAGUUGACGAGGUUUCGUGGAGUAAUCGCAUAUUAUGGCUCAGUGCACGCAUCCUGCAGUGGGCUCAGAGAGGCGUACGGACAAUGGCCGAGUGGCAGUAUCUUCGCAGUCUGGUCGACGAGUGGGAGAGAAGGCGCCCUGCAAGCUUCGACGCCUUCUUCUACCAAGAAGGCAAUCCACAUUCCGUCGGGGGAUCUCCAGAGCUGUGGUUCUCUGGUGCUUGUCAUGCGGAGGCGAACCAGCAGCUGCGAAUAUGUCGCAUUACACUUGCGAUUUACAAUCCAGGAAUGAAUGCGCAAGGCGUACACGGGAUCGUAGUUGCAGAUUCUGCACAUGGUGAAGCCUUGAGAAUUUUGAGAGAGAUGAUAGCUAUCGCUCGGUGCAAUGCUCAUUGUAUUUCUGCGCAAUGGGAUGCUGCGUAUACGGUACAUAAGUUUGGUUCCGUACUGCAAGAUAAUCAGGAUCGAUGCAAGAUGGUCGAAUUUCUAGAAGAGGUGCAGGCCACAGGCAUGCCGACACGCACGUCGGUUGAGCAUCUCAAAGAGCAUUGGAACUGGAGAUGGAAUCAUAACGCAGGAGAAAUGAAUUGA